Messenger RNA from Opisthorchis viverrini, 876 nucleotides. RefSeq lists its product as hypothetical. NCBI's taxonomy places the organism in Eukaryota, Metazoa, Platyhelminthes, Trematoda, Opisthorchiida, Opisthorchiidae. The record is from RefSeq and is a predicted model, not a curated record. The transcript has 7 exons. Bases 1 to 876 code for a protein of 291 amino acids.
AUGGAGAAGAUUACAGAACGUUUAGGUGCUGGUGGUGCUACUCAUCCUCUAGGAUGGGGAUCGCGUGAUCCCCAUUGCCUCAGGUUGGAGACGCUGCAAGAAAUGGCUGUUAAUCGAUGUCAGUGGCGUUCUGGUUGCUUGGACAACCUAACAGUAUCACAGCCCUCGUGCGUUCUUCUGGUGGCACGGCAACUAAGUAUUGAAAGGGCGUUACAGCCAAACCAUUAUUAUACUAUCAUUACUUCAACAUACAUAAUCGAUUCUCAAAACGACAAGCUUGAAUACUCGGACACAGCACGCAUGGGAGAGAUGUCGCCGACUCAUGAGGAUCGCAUUCCAGUCGUAGAGUUUCAGGGACCCACCAGGUCUAGGGUCGACCAGUUGCCUGUAUCCCCUCAUUUACAUCGAUUUCCCCAUUCCCUUGUUUGGACCCCAAUCCCGCUUUUGACGUGGCUUUUUCCGAUUAUUGGCCACAUGGGUAUCACGAAUACGGCUGGAAUCAUUUACGACUUUGCAGCGCCGUACACUAUCUGUGAAGACAAUAUGGCAUUUGGAUGGCCUACAAUGUACUGUCAAUUGGAUUUGAGCCAUGUUGAAAGCCGUGAAAUGUGGGACAAAGCGGUGUUUGGGGCGAACGAAGUGUAUAAGUUGCGUGUGCACAAUUUGUUUUGUGACAACUGCCACAGUCACGUGGCUCGGGCGCUAAAUGGAAUGCGUUAUCGAGGUCGGUCCAACUGGAACAUGUUCAGUGUGACCUUGCUGUUCUUCUCCCGUGCAAGAUACGUCAAUAAAUCGGUGCUUCCUUCUGUGGGUACACGGAUUCACAUCACGAACAACAGACAGUCAAAUGAUCAGUCCCAACGUACACCAAGCUAG